AUGUCUUCCAAUGGCAAUCCCACCUCGGGCUACGCCCAGCCGCCCAAGGACAUCUUGGACGUCAUGCAGGCGCCUUCGCCUGCUGUUCCGGUCCUGAGCCCGACUAUUGAUCGCAUGAUCAUGGUGCAGUGGGAGAAGCAUCCUCCCAUUGAACGCUUGGCUGCUCCUUUCCUGCGCUUGGCCGGCGUUCGCGUCGAGCCUCACAACCACAGCCGACGUGACAAUGUUCGCGGUAGCGGCUUUGCUCCUAGCGCCUACCGCUACGAUCUCGUGCAGAUUCCCCACGGCAAGCGAACGCGCAUCGAACUCCCUUUUGACAAUGCCCGCCUCGGCUCCCCAAUCUGGAGCGCCGACGGUCGGUUCUUUGCCUUUCGUCACAUCACCGACGAGGCUGUAGAGCUGUGGAUCGGUGAUGGCCAGACGGGCGUGGUCAAGCAAGUGCAGAACGUCCGCCUCAAUCCCAUGCUGGGCGACACGCUGCAAUGGAUGCCAGACCAAAAGACACUGCUUGUCAAACUCGUGCCAGCCAAUCUAGGCGCACCACCGUCGACGCCCGUCACCCUCUCAGGUCCUGACAUUCUCGAGGCCAACGGUGAAAAGGGACAGAGUAGCACCUACGAGACUCGCGAUACCCUCAAAAAUGCACACGAUGAGGAUCUCUUCGACUACUACGCUGCUGCUCAACUCGCCCUUGUCGAUGCAUCUACUUUGGAGACGAGACAUGUUGGCGAGGUCGACCGCUUCCUAUCACUCGACCCCUCGACCGAUGGAAAGUAUCUACUUGUCCAAACAAUCCAGCGACCCUACUCUCACAUCACAACACAUGUCCGUUUCCCCCGAAACAUUGAGAUCUGGUCCAACUUGGAGGGUCAAUCAGUCUCCAAACAAACCAUUGCUUCACUCCCAUUGGCAGAGCGCGUUCCCAUCAAGGGCGUCAGGACAGGCCCUAGGCUCUUUUCCUGGAGGGCCAAUGCACCGGCCACCCUCGUAUGGGCUGAAGCCCUGGAUGGAGGUGACUUUGGCGUCAGCGUUCCGGCUCGUGACAAGAUCAUGUUGUUGGAAGCUCCCUUUGAUGCGGCCCCUAAAGAGGUCACUCGCACCGAGUACCGAUUCGAACACAUUCGCUGGGGCGAACGUUCAGACAUGGCGAUAUUGUCCGAGUAUGAUAUAAACAAGAAAUGGAACCGCAGCUACAUCUUCAAUAUUGACGAACCAGAGAACCGGCGGCUGCUCUGGGACUUUUCGAUGCAAGAGAGGUAUGAUCAUCCGGGUACACCAGUGUAUCGCAAACUUCCCAAUGGAGCUCGUGUGAUGCGACAAGAAGGCGAUUCGAUUUACCUUUCCGGGAACGGCUCUUCACCUGAUGGUGAUCGUCCUUUCUUGGACCGGCUUGACCUCAAGUCUUUGGAGACCGAACGCCUCUUCCGUAGUUCCAAGUCUUGCUACGAAUACUUUGUUGAUUUCGACAAGUCAGACACCAACACAUUCCUCACCCGCAGAGAAUCGCCAGACGACCCGCCCAACAUCUUCCGCCGAUCUCUUUCGGGACGAAUCGACGCCGCUGAGCGCGAGGCCACUUGGGAUUCCGACAGCGUAGCCAUCACCCACGACGUCGAUCCAACACCAGCUGUGCGCCAAAUCAAGAAGCGUCUCGUCAAGUUUAAGCGCGAAGAUGGGCUGGAGUUGUCCUUCAAGCUGUACACUCCGCCCGGCUAUCAGGAGGGCACUCGCCUGCCUGCUAUCCUCUAUGCCUAUCCGCGAGACUAUGCGGGAGCGUCGACAGCGGGCCAGAUUGUGGGCUCACUGAAGCAGUUCACCAGCCUGGCCAAGUACAGCUACCUCCUUCUGGCCGGCUACGCCGUCAUUGACCGAGUUUCAUUCCCCAUCAUUGGCGAUCCCAAAAAGGCCUAUGACACAUACCUGGAGCAGCUCGUGGCCAACGCGCAAGCGGCCGUCGACGAGGCGGUGCGGCUGGGCGUGGUGGACCGCGACCGCAUCGGCGUGACGGGCCACAGCCACGGCGCACUCAUGACGGCCAACCUGGUGGCCCACUCGGCCCUGUUCCGCGCCGGCGUCGCCACCAGCGGGUCCUACAACAAGACGUUUACGCCCUUUGGGUUCCAGAGCGAGCGCCGCUCCCUGUGGGAGGCGCACGACGUCUACUACAAGGUCUCGCCGUUCCUCGCCGCCGACAAGAUCAAGGCGCCCCUGCUGCUCAUGCACGGCGCCGACGACGCCAACCCGGGGACCAAGCUCUUUCAGUCCGAGAUGCUGUACGCGGCUAUUCGUGGCAAUGGCGGCGUCUCUCGCCUCGUUGUUCUUCCGCAUGAGCCCCAUGCGUAUAGUGCCCAGGAGACUAAUGAGCAUGUUGUUCACGAAAUGCUCACAUGGUUUGACAAGUACGUCAAGAAUAGAGCCGACCCGCCGUUGUCGGGCGAUGGAAAUGAAAAGGCGGCACUAUAG
This is a messenger RNA of Pestalotiopsis fici W106-1, 2463 nucleotides long. RefSeq lists its product as uncharacterized. NCBI's taxonomy places the organism in Eukaryota, Fungi, Ascomycota, Sordariomycetes, Amphisphaeriales, Sporocadaceae. The record is from RefSeq and is a predicted model, not a curated record. The transcript has a single exon. Gene Ontology annotation, molecular function: serine-type endopeptidase activity. Gene Ontology annotation, biological process: proteolysis. The coding region runs from base 1 to 2463 and encodes 820 amino acids.